This is a messenger RNA of Anguilla rostrata (American eel), 2193 nucleotides long. Its product is annotated as butyrophilin subfamily 1 member A1-like. The coding region runs from base 61 to 1494 and encodes 477 amino acids. Gene Ontology annotation, cellular component: external side of plasma membrane. Gene Ontology annotation, biological process: regulation of cytokine production; T cell receptor signaling pathway. Gene Ontology annotation, molecular function: signaling receptor binding. The transcript is spliced from 9 exons. NCBI's taxonomy places the organism in Eukaryota, Metazoa, Chordata, Actinopteri, Anguilliformes, Anguillidae. The record is from RefSeq and is a predicted model, not a curated record.
GGAUUUAAUACUGUUGAAACAUUUGCAAUCAGAGUUUUGUGUUAUCACUUACUCCCACAGAUGGAAAUGAAAGCAUGCUUCACAGAGUCCAUGCAUUUCCUCCUGCUCCUUGCUUUCCAUACCCUGACUGCUGGAUACAGAGUUGAGACCGUUCCUGGUUUUCUCCAGCCCAUCACUGGAGCGUGGCAUCAGAGUGUCACCUUGCCCUGUCACAUCGAGCCCCCGCUGUCUGCUGUGGGGCUUCACGUGCGGUGGGACAGGCUGGGAUCCGACCAGCCGGUGCACCUGUACAGGUACGGACGCGAUGACACGGCCUUACAGGACGAGGCCUUCCGGGGGAGGACUCGGCUGUUCCAGGAAGAGCUCUGGACCGGCAACGUCUCCCUCAGACUGACGCACCUCCUUCCCUCAGACAGCGGAGUCUAUCGCUGCCUCGUGCAGGGGGACAGGUGGGAGGAUCAAAGGGACAUAACACUGCUCAUCCCAGUGAUUGGCUCACAGCCCACAGUGUCUCUGGACAGAACAGGUGUGCCCAGGUUGGUGUGCAGGUCAGAGGGAUGGUUCCCACAACCUGAGGUCACCUGGUGGGACAAGAGGGGCGGAGUCGUGACACCUCGCACUACGCUGAGCCGGGACGACCAGGGGCUCUUCACAGUCGUCAGUGACAUUGAGCUCGGCUGGGAGUCGGAUGUGCUGUCCUGUAUGGUCACUGCGGGGGGUCUACGCGGGGCAUCCAAACUGCACAUUGCAGAGAAUUUCCACCCCGCCAUGUCUAUAUGGAAGAUGCUUUUCAUCCUCAUGGUGAUCGUCAUUUGCAUCUCCAUCCCUGUGCUGUUCAGAGCCUGGAGACAUCUUAAUGAAAAGUAUCAACAUGCCUGUAAUUUAGUUACUCUUCACCUUGAAAAAGAACUGGCUGCCCUAAGACAGCCUAUUAAAUCAGAGUGGAGAUCUAUUCGUAGACAUGAAGCUACUGUGACACUCGAUCCUGGAACGGCAUACAACAGGCUUGUGCUUUCCACUGACGGAAAAGAAGUACACAUGGUGGAGAAACGUCCGGAGCUCCCGGAGGACGCACCCUCCCAGAGAUUUAAACACUGCCCCUGUGUGUUGGGCAGGGAGAGCUUCUCCUCAGGGAGCCACUACUGGGAGGUGGAAGUAGGCCGAAAGCCGUGUUGGUACGUGGGGGUUUGCAGAACGUCGGUGAACAGGAGUAGGGAGGUGGACACGAUUCCCAGCAAUGGCUACUGGACUUUGGAGCUGCGCGGUGAGGAGACCUACAGAGCAGGAGGAGCUUCCUUGCUCCUCAGGGAGAGACCCCGCAGGGUGGGAGUGUACUUGAACUAUGAAGAUGGCCAGGUCUCGUUUUACAACGCACAGACAACUCGUCGCAUUCACACCCUGGCCGACCAUUUCACCGAGGCACUCUACCCGUUUUUCUGCACUGGGGUCACUGGUGGAAACAUCCCACUGAUCAUCUGUCCCAUACAGGCCUGAAGACUGCAGUAUCACUGUAUACAGAAUACCUGGGUCAAAUACAAAUAUGCAUUUGAAAAUGUAUUUAAAGUAUUUAAAUACUAUCUUAAACAUAUUUUUUUUAAUGGUAUUUGAAGUAUUUGUACCUCCUCUGGCAUGCUGGAAGGGUUGUAGCAGUGAUUUCCCUAAACUUAGUAACAGCUGGGAUUCUUCAUGUGCCUGCUGCUGCAGAGCGCCUGUUCAGUAUUGGGGGCUGUGUUCAGGCCUAAUUGGUGUUCUCUUUCAUUUGUUUUAAACCCUAAUGUAUCUAAAAAUGUAACAGCACUCAUUUCCCUUUAGGUGAUGCACACUUGAAAUGUGGUUGAAAGCUGGUUUGUUUAAAAUUAUAAUUAAAAGAUUAAUCUAUAAUAACAUUUUGCUGGUUGUUAUUUUGCAUAUUUGGGUUUUCACAACUAUGUAUUUUUUUUUUAAAAGCAUCAUAUAAUUAAAAUACUCUGUAUGUAUUUAGUAUUUCAAUUAAAAAUGUAUUUGAAAGUAAAAUUAGACUGUGUAUUUGACCCAGGUCUGGUAGACAGACACAGAUGGACUUGUUCCACCCAUGGCUUCAAGAUCAGGUUUUUGAUCCUAACUAGUCAAAGAGGAGAUUGGUGCCGGAGAUACCAGAACCAUACCUUGGGUUCAUGACUCAAUCACAGACGACGGCGGCUAGGCUACAGAAAA